Rhinolophus ferrumequinum (greater horseshoe bat) is the source of this 1095-nucleotide messenger RNA. RefSeq names its product single-pass membrane protein with coiled-coil domains 2 (gene SMCO2). Lineage: Eukaryota; Metazoa; Chordata; Mammalia; Chiroptera; Rhinolophidae. The transcript is spliced from 9 exons. The coding region runs from base 1 to 1095 and encodes 364 amino acids. The record is from RefSeq and is a predicted model, not a curated record.
AUGGCUCUUACGAAGCUAAGUGACAAAAUGUCUCUGCGGACGAAGAUGGUUGGGAAGGAACAACAGUUGAUGGAGAAAAACAAUGGAUUUCUCCAAAACAUCGAUGCAGAUGAAGAUGUAAUGGAAAAUUUGCUAUGGGAAUUUACCAAAAUGGACUACAUCUCAGACAGAACAGAUGAUGGGAACGGCAUUUUCUCUGAAAGCCCUCAAACUGAUGUGCUUCAAGAGGAUAUGUUGGAGCUGGAGGCUGAGCAUGACCAGGACCUGCAAAGUGAACAGGAUGAGCAAGAAAUAGAUCAAAUUCAACAUGAGGAUCCUCACGUGUCCACCUCUUUGCAGAUUUCAGAGGAGAACAUCCCUGCACUGAGUCAGGAGAACAUGUUCUUCCAGCUAAACCACUGGAAUACACAGAUGGGUCUACAAGUGAAAGAACUGAGUGCAGAUCACAUGGGCUGGAUGGACAAAACUAGCAAUACUAUACAAAAAAUAAACCAAACAGAAAACACAGUGAGGAGCUUAUUAAAUGAGGUGAUGUCCCUGGAGGACCAAAUUGAAAAACUGGAGUCACACCAGGACCUUGACCCUGAUCAGAGGACAAACAUCGAGGAGAAGAUCAUGGAAAUUAAAAAGCAAUUAGGAGAAAUGGAUAACAAAUUUGUCCAGGCAGACGCUUGUAAUGAAGCUCAUGAAUUAAAGGAGAAACUUGUUGCAAGAAUAGAGAACUUUUGCAAAGACAUGACUAUGCUGAAUAGAAAGCUUGGGAUGUACCAACUUCAAGAAGGGAACACAGACUCUCAGAGUCCAGAAGAAAUGGAUAUGGGAGAAAUGGAGCCCCUGCUUCUUCAUGCUCCCCCAUCCCCUGUAGUGCAGAGCUCUCCUCCUGGAAUUACAAUGUGGAAACGUGCACUGAGAAUUUUCAUCAUAUUUUAUGUCCUCACUUUUACUGGACUUUCCUGCUACAUGUUAUUUUUUGAUGCUACAUUUAUCUUUGAAAGAGUGCUCCCUAGAAUACUUGGGCGUCGCAGAAUGUGGGAACUACGGGAGAUUAUCACGCCUUUCUUGAAUUUGCAAGUGGAGGACUUGUUACCCUCCUAA